Mizuhopecten yessoensis (Yesso scallop) is the source of this 1631-nucleotide messenger RNA. Its product is annotated as protein flp-like. The transcript is spliced from 6 exons. Lineage: Eukaryota; Metazoa; Mollusca; Bivalvia; Pectinida; Pectinidae. The record is from RefSeq and is a predicted model, not a curated record. The coding region runs from base 13 to 1602 and encodes 529 amino acids.
UAAGAAAGCAAGAUGGCGACACCGAGUGUGUUCGGGCUGUUGCUCGCUAGUCUUACCUACCAUGUUCUGGCCGUUGUAGACUUCGAAGCACAGGUGGACCAUGUUAUUCAACAGGCCCACCAUUGUCGUCAUAACAACCCCGGCCUGGCGGUGGCCGUCGUCAGGAACGGCAAAGUAAUACUGGCGAAAGGUUAUGGUGUGAGUGACGUGACUACCGGAACUCCCAUAACGAACACCACCGUCUUUGGAAUAGCGUCACUCAGCAAAGCAUUCGCAGCAACGUUAUUAAUGAAACAACUCGGACCUAACAAUCUCAGCAUUUACUCAAAUGUAGCAGAUGUUCUGGGUGACCAUUUCAAAUUCUCUACCAACAUCCGGACAGAAAAUGCAGACCUCCGCGACCUGUUGGCCCACACCUUGGGAAUACCCGAAAACAACUACAUUCGACUCGACACCAAUUUAACGCUUCAAAAUCUGCCCAGCCGGAUUCAGUACUUGAAAUCCAUUCAUCCUUUCCGGAGUUCCUUCGUCUACAACAAUCUGAUGUACGGACUGGUUACCAGCAUCUCCGAGAAGCUUGGUCAAAGAACAUGGCCAGAGCUCAUAGAAACAAACCUUUUCACGCCUUUGGGAAUGUCAGGGUCUACUUUCAUGUCGACAGUUAACCGCAAAAGCACUGAUGUUGCGCAGGGAUAUGUGAAUGAUUUAGACACCGGGGCUCUUGUACCAGUACCUGAGGAAUUAAAUAGGCACUGGGGCAAAAUAGGAGGGUCCGGCGGAGUGAUGAGUAAUGCUGCAGAAAUGACAAAAUGGAUGUUGUUUCAUUUACAUGGCGGGAAAAACUCAGCUGGUCAUCAGGUGGUAGAUGCGCAUGCGUUGUCUUCCAUUUAUGUUCCCAGAAAUGUGAUUCGCAGUUCAACAGUUGGUCACUACUUUACGAAACCUGUUGUGCCAGUAACUACAAGCGAAAACACCUACGCUUUUGGUUGGAAAAACGGUUUCUACAGAGGGUAUCGAAUUCUUCGACACUCCGGAACUACAUUCGGAUACUCCUCGCUGCUGACUCUCAUACCGGACAUGAACAUUGGUGUAUUUAUAACGAUGACAGGAUCAGACCACGAUUACAUAUUUCGUACAGUGCUAGAAAAUUAUCUGGCUGAUAUGGCGCUUGGUGAGACACCAUGGCUGAACGCUACCACUAUGUGCACGUUCCCAGAACCGUGGAUGCGGAAACACGUUACAACACACCAUUCAAUUGUGAAAAAUCUCCCCUUGCACCGGUCGGUUUCCUCGUACGUCGGAACCUAUCACAACGACGCUUACGGAAAUUUAUACAUACACGCCUCACGGACAGACCAUCAACAGCUUAAAAUGCAGGUCGGAAUCGGCAACUGGAAUCUUUACCCGUCGCAAACCGCAGACCAUUUCAAUGGAGAAGGGGAGGGAACACUAUAUAAAAUAAGAGAUUUGAGGAAUGUACAGUUCCAUAUGGACUCGCAACACUCGAGCAUUCACAGCGUCGAAGUUCCCGGAUUUGAAUCACACGUCCCGCCAGUGUUCACUAAAACUACAUCUGAUAUUUCUGGUGUACUUAUUGGAUGAAAAAUUAAAUUCAUUUUACUUAAAAUUUC